CAGUGCAGAGCCCAGUGUGGGGCUUGAACUUGCGAUCCUGAGAUCAAGACCUGAGCUGAGAUCAAGAAUUGGAGGCUUAACCGACAAAGCCACCCAGGCACCCCUAGAUUUCUCUUUACUCCUUAAUAGUCAAUCCCCAUUAGAGUUAGUAAUUUUUUAUAGUAAGCUUUCCUUUCCAUUCUUCCCUGGUACUAUCUUAGUUUCAGAAACAAAGAAAAGCACUUUUGACUUUUGGCUCAGAGGAGGUGAGGGUGCAACAGUCUUUGCUUGUCCUGAAUCUAGGUGUAUCCUACACCAGUGGCCUCCACCAUGCCGCCUAAGUUCAACCCCAAUGCAAUCAAAGUUGUAUACCUGAGGUGCACCAAUGGCGAAGUGGGUGCCACAUCUGUCCUGGCCCCAAAGAUUGUCCCAUUGCGUCUGUCUCCAAAAAAGAUUGGUGAUGAUAUUGCCAAAGCAACUGGUGAUUGGCAGGGUCUGAGGAUUACAGUGAAACUGAUCAUUCAGAACAGACAGCUCCAGACUGAAGUGGUAUCUCUUGCUUCUGCCCUGAUUAUCAAAGUCCUCAAGGAACUUCCAAGAGACAGAAAGAAGCAGAAAAACAUUAAACACAGUGGAAAUAUCACUUUUGAUGAGAUUGUCAACAUUGCCUGGCAGAUGCGGCACCGAUUUUUAGCCAGAGAACUCUCUGGAAACAUUAAAGAGAUUCUGGGGACCACCCAGUCUGUGGGCUAUAAUGUUGAUGUCUGCCACCCUCAUGACAUCAUAGAUGACGUCAAUAGUGGUUCAGUGGAAUGCCUAGCUAGUUAAGAACUACAAAGGAGAAUAUUUCAAUACAGGAUCAUUUGACAGCAACAAAACAAGAAAAAAAAAAGGAAAUAAAAGCAAGAAAAAAAUCCAAGAUUUCAUUAUAUUUUCAUAUAUAUUUGAGUUUCACUCAUUUAAUCCCUAGUUGCCAAGGAGAUGGUAGUCAUAUGGACAGUAAGGGGAGUGCAUUAACAACGAAGGGACAGCCAUGGUGGAGAGAAAAGCUGAUCCACAUGAGGACUUUGAGAGUCCUGGUAUAUCAGGGCAGGCCUUAAGGAGUGUUGUUUACUUGAGUAAAUUGAUGGAGAGGAUAUUGAUACUAAGGUUGGACCCUAGAACACUAGUGUAUUCGUUUGCUAGG
Messenger RNA from Neofelis nebulosa (Clouded leopard), 1165 nucleotides. RefSeq names its product large ribosomal subunit protein uL11-like. Bases 310 to 807 code for a protein of 165 amino acids. NCBI's taxonomy places the organism in Eukaryota, Metazoa, Chordata, Mammalia, Carnivora, Felidae. Gene Ontology annotation, biological process: translation. The transcript has a single exon. Gene Ontology annotation, cellular component: cytosolic large ribosomal subunit; ribosome. The record is from RefSeq and is a predicted model, not a curated record. Gene Ontology annotation, molecular function: large ribosomal subunit rRNA binding; structural constituent of ribosome.